AUGGUGGCGAACUUGGUGAAGGUAAUAACUCAGUACCGUCGGAGUGCAUUAUCUGAAACGGUAAAUCGGUAUAAUUACCACCCAUACUCUCAAUUACUGCGAUUCUCUCGUGUCAAUUCAGUAGGCAUCUCUUAUCGCGCGGGUGUGGCAUGUCGUCUCUUUGAGCAUUUGGGUGUCCGUGACGGCGGGUCAUGGAUAAUGUUCGAGACAGCUCCUCGGAAACUACCGGGUAUUGUACUCAUUCCGCCGUACAAGCUGGCACGGGUGCUAGAAGACACCGGGGAAUCAGCGACUAUACGUUUCAUACGACACUACUGGCUGGCCUCUCGACUGGCCACCCAGGUCGUUACCACAGCCGUCUCUGCAGGACACUUCCAUCAAGAAUGCUGCAACCUACACGCAGUCCUCAUCCAAAAUAAACCCACUGCCUCCUUUGUCUUGGCACUGGCCGGUACAGACGCCUUCCGGGCAUUAACCUUCUGCACCUACACGUCCAAUCCGUUCUACCGACUGGGAUAUCUACCUGCCACUAUACCCGGCUGUGAUCACCCUGACAAACACACCAUACCAGACCUUGCCGACGUACCAUCCAACAAUCCUGAACCCAGCCACCGAAAUGCACUCUUCUCAUGCAAAAAAAUAAUCGAACACUACUAUGCCAUGACCGACCCCUUCUUCCACUCUGAAAAUCUGUCCACCCGACAAGCUCUAUCCUCUCAAGCUCGCUUCGUCCGCACUGUCACACAAGUACUCACUCAAGUCAUUAUGGUCUAUCCACCCGCCGAAGUCUGCGGGUCCUCAACUUUCCGAUUCCUUACUGAGGCCAUCAAGUGCGCCACCACAGGCCGCUUCGAACACUUCAGAAAGGAAAUGGAAGAUAUACAACCACUGUCACCCGGCCCCGGCGAACUACCUCUCCAACGGGAAGGAGACGAAAUGGAAAAGAAACUCACCCUCCUCUGGCAAAACUGGCACCUGACACAAUCAAAACUCUGCGAAACCUGA
Messenger RNA from Gregarina niphandrodes, 1005 nucleotides. RefSeq lists its product as hypothetical. The coding region runs from base 1 to 1005 and encodes 334 amino acids. Lineage: Eukaryota; Apicomplexa; Conoidasida; Eugregarinorida; Gregarinidae. The transcript has a single exon. The record is from RefSeq and is a predicted model, not a curated record.